AUGUCGAGAUUGGAUCCCGGCAAGCAGAACCUCGAGGUCAAGUCGCUAGACCCCAAUCACUCGCGGUUGAAUCCCGAAGCGUCCCGGCUUCGGAUCAACGACAUCAUCAAGGACUUGAGCAUCAACCAUGCGCAUCCCGUGUCGCCGCAGGCGAACACUUUGACUGUGUUGAGCUCAGUUUUCAAAAACUGUGACGAGCAAGUGCUCCUUCAGUCGUUGGUGAGUAACUCCUAUUUUUGGUGCCGCUUCUUCGCAUUGGUAGCCAAGUAUGCGUACAGCAACAGCUUGCUCCAUGCAUCGCUCGUGGUGCUACGAGCGACAGAGCACAUGCUCCUCACGAUGAAGGGUGUACCCAGCGACACAUUGAAGACGUACUGCGAUAGCUUCCACGGCAACCUCAACAUCAUCUCCAUCUUUGCAGGGGAGUUGAUGGGUUCUGGCGAGGCGUCCAAGAUCAACAUGGAGAUCAUUCGUGUGGUGGGCAACUACAUAGCAUGCUUGAACAAGCUCGCGAAGAAGUCUGUUACCAGCGCUGCGCUAGCGAUGGGGGAGGUAUAUCUCACCAUGAGAACCACAGGCUUUUUAACAGCGAUAUCCUAUCUCAUCGAGGAGUCCUCUGAUGACAAGCUAUAUGACUCAAUCGUCAAAGUUUUUGUGACUCCUUUGCGUUCCAUGAAGGUCAUCAUGACAAGCAACCAUGUUUCUGAAGCCACCAUGAAGCUAUCAAAAGAACUAAACUCUGCUGUGGAAAGCGCAUUCUACCUGAACAAGGCGGCCAAGGAACAGUUCUUGGCCAUCAACGAAGAUUACAGUGAUCCAACUACGCUAACGCUUCUACAAAUAGUCGAUGCAAUCACUGUUUUAAGGGAUGAUAACCUUUCGUUGAAAAAGCGCAUGGCAGAACAGUUGAUGUUUGACAAACAUCCAUUUCCGUUGCUUGCAGGCUGUGUUGGUGUGACGGAUAUGUUAUUUAACCAUUUUAGUGUGAACUCUGAGAACAAGGACAUUCCGCGUCAUAUUACACAGCUAAUGUUAAACAAGGAUGCUGUUAUGUUUGCAGUGGUGCAUAAGUUGACGCUCUACUGGUCAUCUUCUAAGGCCAAAAGUAGUGAGGAUCUAGCCUGCCUCUUAGUGUUACUCAAGCAUCUGAUGGACAAGGUCGAUUCGACGGUGAACUCGAAUGCGGGCGUUGACGAGACGCCGAUUAUCGAGAAGACAUUGGAUAUAAUAAACAACAUGUCAUAUGAAAGUCUCAGACAAUUGCAGCUGAAACAGGUCAAGGCAAAGCAUUACCAGAAGUGGAAUCAGUAUGGAUCGAAUUUCAACACUAUGCUGUCGCACCAAGUUGAGGAUUACGUACGCCAACAGAGGAUAUACCAGUUACAGACGGGUACCUGGGUCUAUGCAGAGGACCCUACCAGCGACCGCAGGUAUAAACAUCCUAAGGUUUAUUUCUUAGUGUUAUCAGACAAUCACAACAAUCUCUUGGCCAGGGAAUUUAAAUAUCGUCUCGAAAAGACCCCGACAGUCGACCAAAAUGAGAUAUUGACAUCUGAUGUGGAGGGUAUAGUUGGAAACACGACGCUCAUGAUUCCAUUGAGGCGUGUGACAGAUUUCCAAUCAAGAGAACUCAAAUGGAACAAGGAAUUGCCAAAACAUCGUCGUCUGAUUAACAUCAUCAGCAAAGCUGUUUUCACCGAAGUCCAGCUAAUGGGCAAGACUGGGAAACCGUUGAUCACGUUUUAUCUUGAUAACCGCGACGCCUCAUUCAUCUGGCUAGAUGGUCUUCAACUGUUAGCAUCGAGUCAAAAGAAACCUAAGCUUUCAAAGUCGACCAAAAACCAAAUUGACACUCUGAUUGAUAUCAGAAAGAAUAUUCAGCUGAUUGGGUUGAGUGAUUAUAAUUUUUCCUUGGGAUACAACCUUGCGGCUUCUGAGGAAGAACAGUACUAUGACAUAGACACACUAAGCACUCUCACGGAAGACUUCUUCUACGAUUAA
Eremothecium gossypii ATCC 10895 is the source of this 2001-nucleotide messenger RNA. It is a transcript of the gene LMO1, whose product is annotated as Lmo1p. The record is from RefSeq and is marked provisional. The coding region runs from base 1 to 2001 and encodes 666 amino acids. The transcript has a single exon. Lineage: Eukaryota; Fungi; Ascomycota; Saccharomycetes; Saccharomycetales; Saccharomycetaceae.